Molecule: messenger RNA, 1458 nt
Organism: Sclerotinia trifoliorum
Lineage: Eukaryota; Fungi; Ascomycota; Leotiomycetes; Helotiales; Sclerotiniaceae
Source: the annotation of a GenBank genome assembly
CAAGUCCGCUUGCUUGGCUGUUAGGUACCUCGACUUUCGCAAACAAAUCAACCAGAUUCACAUCAUAACGCAUACAAUUAUUUGCAGUUAUCUACAAUUUGCUUGAGGAGAAAUCUUGUCUUCAUUCAACUACAAUCACAAUUAAAAUCACUUUCCCAUUCUCCAUUUGUCUUUGGCACAGUUUCUACACCGCAAAAAGAAGCAAAUCGAACCCAAUCAACCGCUCGACGCCUUUCCACAUCGACCAUCGCAUACAUUUGCGCCGGCGCUAUUCUUCUAACAGCCCUCGACUCUAAUAAUCUAAGAUUUCACAUAAAAUCGAACAAUCAAGCGACCUCGAUUUAUCAAAUCAACCUCCGAAUCAUUUUUUGUCGCGUUAUUGCCCCACUCAUACGUCGACGCUUCCAAACAACUCGCGCGAGCGCGUUAAGUCGUAGAAUACAGAACACAAUGGCGGACAUAGAUUAUAGUAGGAGAAACAAGUACGCGAGACCAAUCUCGGAAGCCGAAAAGGAACGGUUAGAUGAGUUCGUUGAUGCGAUCCAUUAUUCAGCAAGGUCAGUACAAGUAAUGGCACAUAACAAUGCGCCUUGCUUUCCAUCGCGCAUACACUUAUCUCUUCGUACAGAUACUCCGACGAUCAAUACGAGUACCGACAUGUCCAGCUACCAAAAGCCAUGCUGAAAGUCAUUCCCAAGGAGUACCACGAUCCCCAAACUGGUACCUUGAAGCUACUGUGGGAGGAAGAAUGGAGGGCAUUGGGAAUAACACAAGUAUGCAGAGGACAAAUGAACCAAAAAUUGACAGAACUAAUUAAUUGUAAAUAGAGUCUUGGCUGGGAGCAUUACGAGGUACAUGAGCCAGAACCACACAUUCUCCUCUUCAAGUACGUUACGGGAUAUCCUCAAACUCUUCUAAACGCUAACGAGUCCAUCUAGGAGAUCAAUUAAUUAUCAACCACCAACUCAGCAGCAAUAGAUAUGUUGCAUGUUUUUUAAACUCGAUUUCCGCGAGUCUUUGAUCCGGCAUAACAUCUUACACGAGGACAUAUGCUCUGACGAUGUUACGUCUUAUGUCUCUCCUAGGUUUCGCUUUAUGGUUUUCGAUUAUAAGUUUGAUGUAUUAGAUCAGGAUUAACUCACAUCAUCUCCACUGCUAUAUACUGGUCCUACUUCAUCUUGGGAAUUAACAAUAGCGAGGCUUUUCAGGGCUGGUUGCAAUGGAUUUAGAAACUGUAGAAAGGCAGAAGAAGAAGCCAAUUGGCAAUGAUGAAUGUAUGACGCAUAGCAGGCUCAGCAUAAGUAUAAGAAGAUGAGAGGACGUUUCAAGGUCACAAUGGAGGUGACUGUCCUCAGAUCAACGUCCUCAUCGAAAGGCGAGGUUUACCAGAAGAAGAAGAAAAACAACAAAUUGUAUUUACACCUCUGUUCUAUUCCAGUGUCAUUAUGUGAUGGUGUA